GUGUCGCCGUCGAAACACUAAAUUUAUCAAUUAUGCCAAAUCUGGUCACACUGCAGUGCACAGUCUGGUAGCAUCGGGUUGAUCAUAAUUUAAGUAGAUUCAUGACUGUAGAGAUUUCUUAGACGUUUGCCUUCGAACAUGAUCGACCGCUUUCCUCACGAAUAAGACCAACGAGAAAGUUGGUUUGUCUUUCCUGAGGUUAAACAUCUAGUAAACCUGUUUAUCAUAUUUAAAGAAAAAAGAUGGAUAUUAGGCGAAGUACAGGAUUUUAUGAUUUAUGUAUAAACGUACCGGUGAAUGAGAAGCAGAAUUUAUAUCCCCUUUUGUUAAAAUUGCAUGAAUAUGGAUUUAAAACAAUAGCCAUAAAUACUAAUGUAGAUGAAAGUGUCCUUGGAAUGGACAAGAGAAAAAAGAAAAAAAACGACGGAGGAGAAUCGCCGCAGAGUAUUACUCCCGAAACAGUGGACAUAGAAGAUGUAAAAAGGGAUUUUCAUGGGAAACUAAAAAUUUUUAGUCGAAUUAGCUUCUUGUGCUCUGAUCCUGCAAAAACACACGUGUUGAAUCAUUGUACAAGCUUAAAAAAGUACGAUUUGUACGCGUUUGUACCGAAAACACAAAAUGCAUUACAAUUUGCGUGUACUCAAUUAAACGCAGAUAUAAUUACUUUGAAAUCGUCUCCUAUAACUUUUAAACUCAAUAAGAAGCUGUAUGAACAAGCUGUUGAAAGAGGAAUACAUUUUGAAAUUCAAUAUGCAGAUUUAUUAAAUGUAGAAUCUAGAAGACUUACAAUUCAUUAUGCACAUCUUUUUCACACCUAUGGAAAAAGCAAGAAUGUAAUAUUAUCCAGUGGUUCUAAUGAUAUCAGUACCAUUAGAAAUCCUUAUGAUUUAAUAAAUUUAUCAUGCUUACUUGGACUGAAUGAAAUUAAAGCAAAGGCAUCAAUAUUAUACCAAUCGAAAAAACUCCUUUUGAAAGCAGAAAGAAGAAGAAGAGGAAAAGCUGCUUUUAUUAUUGAAGAGGAAACAGAAGCAAGUAACAUUAUUGAGGACAAUCAAAAAUUUUCGAAAAGAUUGAAGUUGUAAAUAAAGUUUGUGGAAAACAAAAUUGUAU
This is a messenger RNA of Colletes gigas, 1110 nucleotides long. RefSeq names its product ribonuclease P protein subunit p30 (gene Rpp30). Bases 243 to 1082 code for a protein of 279 amino acids. Gene Ontology annotation, molecular function: RNA binding. The transcript has 4 exons. Gene Ontology annotation, cellular component: nucleolar ribonuclease P complex. The record is from RefSeq and is a predicted model, not a curated record. Gene Ontology annotation, biological process: tRNA processing. NCBI's taxonomy places the organism in Eukaryota, Metazoa, Arthropoda, Insecta, Hymenoptera, Colletidae.